AUGGCAGCGGGGGAGACGCAUCUCUACGCCAAGGUCUCCAACAAGCUCAAGGGCCGCAGCACCCCCUCGCUCCUGGACCCCCUCCUGGCCAUGGGCUUCCCAGCGCAUACCGCGCUGAAGGCGUUGGCGGCCACUGGCAGGAAGACAGCAGAGGAGGCCUGGGACUGGCUACAUUGUCAUCGAAAUGACCCGUCCCUAGAUGACCCCAUCCCCCAGGAGUACGGUCUUUUCCUCUGUCCCACGGGGCCCCUGCUGGAAAAACUUGAGGAGUUCUGGAGGGAAAGCAAGCGUCAGUGUGCAAAGAACAGAGCUCACGAGGUCUUCCCCCACGUGACGCUAUGCGACUUCUUCACCUGUGAAGACCAGAAAGUGGAGAGCUUGUACGAGGCCCUGAAGAGGGCUGGAGACAGGACCCUGGGCUCCUUCCCCGCUGUGGUCCCCCUGGUCCUCCACUCCUCCAUCAGCUACCUCGGCUUCUUCCUCAACGGCAGCCCCGCAGAGGUCAUCCGGGAAUUUGCUGUCACCUUUGCCACAGAAGCUUCCGUCUUGGCAGACUGCACAGUGAAGCCCUGCACCAAGCAGCUCCAUCUGACCCUGGCCCACAAGUUCUACCCGCACCACCAGAGGACGCUGGAGCAGCUGGCCAGAGCCAUCCACCCUGGCCACAGCUGCCAGUGGACGGCCACGCUCUACUCCCGGGACAUGCGCUUUGUGCACUACCAGACCCUGAGGGCCAUUUUCCAGUACAAACCCCAGAAUGUGGACGAGCUGACGCUAAGUCCGGGUGACUACAUCUUUGUGGAUCCCACUCAGCAGGAGGAAGCCAGCGAGGGCUGGGUGAUCGGGGUCUCCCAGCGGACGGGCCUCCGAGGCUUCCUGCCGGAAAACUACACAGAACGAGCCGGCGAGGCUGACACCUGGGUGAAGCACAGGACGUACACCUUCAGUCUGGCCACGGACUCGAGCUCCAGAAAGGACGGUGAGGGCGGCAGCAGACAUGACUUGGAGUUUCAUCCUCCACAGACGUCGAGGAGUUUCAGCAGCAUACAGGCUUUGCAGGCCACGGUUGCGAGGAAGAGCGUGCUGGUGGUGCGCCACGGAGAGAGAGUGGACCAGGUCUUCGGGAGGUUGUGGCUACAGCAGUGCUCCACUCCAGACGGACACUACUACAGGCCAGACCUGAACUUCCCCUGCAGUCUGCCCCGACGGAGCAACGGCAUCCAACACUUUGAAAACGACCCGCCGUUAUCCUCGUGUGGAGUUUUCCAGUCCAGGACAGCAGGGGCCGCACUCCUGGACAGUGGUGUCCGUGUCAUCUCUGUGUUCACCUCCCCAGCCCUCCGCUGUGUGCAGACGGCCAAACUCCUCCUGGAAGAACUCAAACUGGAGAAACAAAUGAAGAUAAGAGUAGAGCCUGGAAUCUUUGAAUGGACAAAAUGGGAGGCCAGCAAAGCCAUCCCGACAUUCAUGAGCCUGGAAGAGCUGAAAGAGGCGAGUUUCAACGUGGACACUGAGUACAGGCCUGCAGUCCCCCUGUGCCGCCUCAGGCCAGCCGAGAGCUAUGCCGAGUACGUGGAAAGGAGCAGCGCGAGCGUGGGCCGGAUCAUCAGCGCCUGCCCACAGGACACUGGCGUCAUCCUAGUCGUGAGCCACGGCUCAGCGCUGGACUCCUGUACUCGGCCACUCCUUGGGCUGCCACCCCGGGACUGUGGGGAUUUUGCCCAGUUAGUGAGAAAGAUCCCUUCUCUGGGUAUGUGCUUUUGUGAAGAAAAUAAAGAGGAAGGGAAAUGGGAGCUGGUGAACCCGCCCGUGAAGACCCUGACGCACGGGUCGAACGCGGCAUUUAACUGGAGGAACUGGAUCCUGAGUGACUGAGAGCCAUUGGCCGCAUGACUGUACAGUGGACAGGCGAGGACGCUGUGCAGAGGCUGUGACAUGCAUCGUGCCAGAGGUGUCUUCGUGUCUUAGUCUCACCUACACGACUCAUAGAAGCACGAAAUGCACUUUUAUAUCAGGGAAGCCGUGCACCUGUUUGCUGGGCUGGGGGGCCUCACUACCCCCAGCAGGUGGGAGUGUCCACACUGACACAGGCGGGUGGAGCCAGGGCUUG
Otolemur garnettii (small-eared galago) is the source of this 2110-nucleotide messenger RNA. It is a transcript of the gene UBASH3A, whose product is annotated as ubiquitin associated and SH3 domain containing A. The record is from RefSeq and is a predicted model, not a curated record. Lineage: Eukaryota; Metazoa; Chordata; Mammalia; Primates; Galagidae. Gene Ontology annotation, biological process: negative regulation of T cell receptor signaling pathway. Gene Ontology annotation, cellular component: cytoplasm. The coding region runs from base 1 to 1875 and encodes 624 amino acids. The transcript is spliced from 14 exons. Gene Ontology annotation, molecular function: protein binding.